Molecule: messenger RNA, 1317 nt
Organism: Podospora pseudopauciseta
Lineage: Eukaryota; Fungi; Ascomycota; Sordariomycetes; Sordariales; Podosporaceae
Exons: 2
Coding region: 1-1317 (438 amino acids)
Source: RefSeq, a predicted model, not a curated record
AUGUCAAAGGGAAAGCGAAGACACACCAAGCGGUGGCGUUACCACCACCGCCGCCCAAAAGCCAACCCUAACUACAUCAUCAAGACCGAUGAUGCCACCCCCGUUCUCACCCUGCCCAUGGAGUUGUUUGUCAAAAUCGGCAAGUACUUGACACAAGCGGAGGCCAUGGCGUUUGGUGCGGCUUGCAAACAGGUUGGGUACAUGCUCAGACCGGCCAUCUGGCAGUCCCUCGUGCUCAAGACGGACUCGCACGCGAGGUUUGGGGAGGAGCUGGGCCGAAUUGUUGCCCGCGCGAAGGCCGAGCUGGACAGGUUCCAGCGCUACGAGCUGCCUUGUCGGCCGUUUGUGGAGGAUGUCAAAAACCUCAACCUCUACCUCCAACACCACGAUCCCCUCGACCGUGAAGAACCCCACCACCCCGAACUAGCCAACAAGAUCCUCGACUUGCUCUCCCUCCUCCCAAACGUCCAGAACCUCAACCUGGACCUCAGAGAUCUCCAACAACCACAGGUCGCCCACCUCAUCACCCUCCUGGGUAUCAACUCAACCCCCAUCCUCCCCCAGGCUCGCCAAGUGAGGUUCACCACUGGGGAACACGACCACAACACCGCGCAACAACGCCGUAGCUUCGACCCCAUCACCUGCGGCAGAGUCAUCGCAGCCGUCUGCCGCUCCCUCGGGCCUCACGUAACGGACUUUGAAUUCAUCCGUGGCACAGAGCAAGAAAACAAUGAAGCAUUGCUUGAAGUGGCGGAAGCAUUCACCAACGGCGAAAGAAAAAUGAAGAAAUUGCUCGUUGCGUCCACCGAUUCGAUGCAUGGGUUUGAUAUGUUUGGCGCGAGGGAGAUUUUGGAGCAAAUCGUUGCUCCGCACAGAGAGAGCAUUGAGGAGAUUUUUAUCGGGGAUGAUGCCGAGUGGGAGCCUGAAGGGGGUAGGGAGGAGUGGAGGGAGCACUACGGGGCUGUUGACCAUAUUGUUGGCGCGUUGGAGCAAAUGCCAAAUCUGAAAAGGGUGGCGUUUCCGGUGGUGGAUUUUCGGUGUGAGGGGGUGAGGGAUAUGGCUGGGGAUGAGAAUUUUGCAAGGGAGGAGGUGGAGAAGGAGAUGAGGAGGGUUGUUGGGGCGGUGAUGGAUAGGUUGCCCAACUUGGAUCAUGUGGCGUUUUGGUCGCAGUACCAGGAGAUGGGGGUUGAGGCUUGGAGGGAGGGGGAUGGGGAGGCGGGGUUGGGGUGGAGUUUUCAUGAGGUGAGGGAUGAUUGGAUUCGGCCGAGAAGUGGAAGGGGGGCGUGGCCGAUGGGGAUUUGGGGGCGUUGGUGGUGA